CAGACGACGGGCCGCCAUAUUGCACGAGUGUAUUGCGUGAGAACGAGUUCGGUUCAAUCGAGUGUCCCGGCGAAGAUGAUAAAUUCGGCGAGUGCGAUCGCCCGCCAGGCGGUGAGGAGGUUCACGACGAGCGCGGUCCGCAGAAGUGGCCAUCACGAUCCCUACGAUGGCGUACCCGGACACAACUUUCCGUUCAGCACGCAGAACAGGCACGUGCUGCUGGCUAUAUUUAUGGCCUUCUGCGGCAGCGGAUUCUCCGUUCCCUUCCUCAUCGUCCGUCACCAGCUAAAGAAAUAAGCCUCUAGUACGUCGAGUGUCGUCCUGCGAGUCAGAUUACCUGGCUGUGUUGAACGAUAAUCUUGCACCAAUGCUGCGAGCGUCAUUUGAUUACGCUAGGAUAAUGCAAUAGGAAAUGUAUGUAUUUGUAAUAAAGACAAUUUAUUAACAUCUGAUGAUAUCUAUCAGAUGUACAAACUUAUUAAAAUUGUUAUAUUA
This is a messenger RNA of Vollenhovia emeryi, 495 nucleotides long. RefSeq names its product cytochrome c oxidase subunit 7C, mitochondrial (gene COX7C). Lineage: Eukaryota; Metazoa; Arthropoda; Insecta; Hymenoptera; Formicidae. The record is from RefSeq and is a predicted model, not a curated record. Bases 76 to 297 code for a protein of 73 amino acids. The transcript has 3 exons. Gene Ontology annotation, biological process: mitochondrial electron transport, cytochrome c to oxygen.